AUGCUCGCCGCAUCACCCGCUCCGGCUGCCGCACUAGUGGGUGGCCUUCAGGUGCCGUCGGCCUCCCUGACCACCUCCGCGCCCGCCCGCCGUAUUCCACCGCAACGCGCACCGGCGUCCCAUCUGCCGCACCCUGGUCGCCGCAUUCCUCCUUUCUUGCGCCGUUUCGCCCACGCGUGUCCACCCCCCCUUCCCCCCCCGGGACUUCCGAAUCCCCUCUCGCGCUUCUCGCCUCCGCCUCGUUAUAUCGCUCCCGCGCUCCUCUCCAUGCUCAUCGUCCUCGUCACGCGCUCUUGCUUCCCCCCGCUCUUCCCCAACGUUCCCCCCUCUCCCCUUUUCCUCCCCCCCUUCCUCAACCCCACCACAAACCCUUCGCCUCGCCCCCCCCCUCGCCUUUCAAUGUACUCCCCGCAGCAGGCCGCCUGCCCGCCGCAGCACGCGGGCGCGCGGGGAGGCGCGCGGGGAGGCGCGCGGGCGUGCACAGGCUGGUUGACGGGCGGAGAGCUGAGAGGCGCGCUCACUCACAGCGCGGCGCUUGGCGGACUAUCCGCGCCGUGCUGCCGGCGGAAAGCUCCUCGUGGAGCGGCGAAAGGGGGUGCUGUUGUCUGCUCCGCGGCUGCUAAGCCUGCUUUUGGGCGGCAGAUGCUGGUGAUGGUGCCACCGCACCCGCUGAUCAAGCACUGGAUCGCCAUCCUGCGCAACGCCUCCUCGCCGCCCCCCAUCUUCCGUGCCGCACUGGCUGAGCUUGGUCGCAACAUCGCUUAUGAAGCAACCCGUGAUUGGCUGCCCAUGAUUCAGGGCGAGGUGGCCACGCCCUGCGGUGUUGCUGAGGUGGAGGCCGUCGACCCCUACAAGCCAAUUGCAAUCAUCCCGGUGCUGAGGGCGGGGGCAGUCAUGGCAGAGCAGAUGGGGCCAGUCAUUCCCCACACCAUCACCUACCACCUCGGCUACGUGCGGGACGAGACCACGCUCCAGCCAACCCUCUACCUCAACAAGCUGCCCAAGUCGUUCAACCCAGAGGCGAGGAUCAUCAUUGUUGAUGCCAUGCUCGCCACCGGUGAGUGGAGCACGCGAUGUGGCACGAUGAUGGCAACGAUGGAGGAGGUGGUGGGGCGAGGAGCCAACCCCGACAACAUCCGCAUCAUAUCGGCCAUAGUGGCAUCGCCAGCACUGAAGCUCCUGAGUGAGAAGUACAAAGGGCUGCGAGUGUACACGGGGAUGAUUGACGCUGACGUCAACGACCAAGGGUUCAUUGUACCUGGACUAGGCGACGCUGGAGACAGGAGCUACGGCACCUUGUAG
Closterium sp. Naga37s-1 is the source of this 1302-nucleotide messenger RNA. Lineage: Eukaryota; Viridiplantae; Streptophyta; Zygnematophyceae; Desmidiales; Closteriaceae. The record is from the annotation of a GenBank genome assembly.